UCUCAUCUUCUUUAAGAGUUUCUGCGCUACGCUAAGAUAAAACUAAAUCGCACGAAAAAGUUCCAAUGAUUAGCUUCAGAUAUUGCUUUUUCUAUAUUAGAAUGCAAAGAAGAAAAUCUAUUAGAUUUAAAAUCGGCAUUGUUUUACUUAUAACUUUGGGUUUUAUUAUUUUAACACCGCCAGAAAAUAUUAAUUACUUCUCACGUUCAAUAAAUGGAUUUCACGGAAGCAAAGUUAUGCGCAAUUCAAAAUAUUCAUGUGAAGUCAAACAAAAAUGCGAUUUCGACGAUUGCGUAAUUAGGCUCCCCGAGUUCACAGCAGCCGACUCAGAAGACGACAACAAACAAGUGUUCUUCGUAGAGUCGUAUAACAAGUCCAAAUUCAAAGGACGCUUCGUAUGCGGCAUGGAAACAGCAGUACAUUUCGCUAACAUGCCAAUUAAAGUUGUAAUGAACUCGCCAUUUUUAAAUUUAUCUCAACCACAAUUGCGGAACUUGGUGAAAAAUUUCAGUCCGCACAAAAUUCAGUUUUACACAAUAAAAGUAGACGAAUUAUUCGCUGACACGCCAAUUGAAGGCAUGUUAGAAGUCGUUAACAUGUCAAAUACGAACACCAAAACACACAUUAGUGAUAUGAUGAGAGCUGCGCUGCUUUACAAAUACGGAGGUUUCUAUCUCGAUUUCGACACUUUAACUCGCUCCGAUUUGACAAAUAUCACAAAUAGCGUAGGCUUAGAAAGUCGUUACUUACCUAGUUUACAGUGUACUCUGCAAUCUAGAGGCAACCAUCAGGGUCAAAAAUCAAAGUGGGUUAAUAACGGGGCCAUGCAGUUUAACAAAGGGAACCCAUUUAUGUGGGUUUAUCUUAAGGAAAUUAAAGAAUUUUAUCACGGCAACAUGGAAUGGCAAGAUGUCGGACCGGUUAUUAUGACCACAGCGGCUAAAAAAUUUCUAAACUACACCGAUUUUUAUCACUUGAUUUGGACGUAUGAGAGCUCGGAACUAUCGAUACUGCCAUCGUUCACGUUUUUAUACAUGGGCAAGCAUAUGACGAGGUUUUACUCGUUUGACGUCAAUUAUGACGCUUCCUUGUGGGAGAGUAUUAUCAGAUGUAGCAGAGUUGUCCACUUAGCGACGCCCUUCUCGAAGUAUAAGCCUGUGACUGGGAACCCAAGGAGAGAUAUCUACUCGUACCUUGGCCCCAAACUCUGUCCCAUGUCAUUAAGAUGUUUGCAAACUUUUUGAUUGAUUUGGUUGGAUUUUAAAAAUAUUAGUUUUGAUGGGAUUUAAAAGUUAUGUA
Molecule: messenger RNA, 1299 nt
Organism: Symsagittifera roscoffensis
Lineage: Eukaryota; Metazoa; Xenacoelomorpha; Acoela; Convolutidae
Exons: 2
Coding region: 66-1244 (392 amino acids)
Biological process (GO): glycosphingolipid biosynthetic process
Molecular function (GO): hexosyltransferase activity
Source: RefSeq, a predicted model, not a curated record